Tachysurus fulvidraco (yellow catfish) is the source of this 13616-nucleotide messenger RNA. Its product is annotated as rho guanine nucleotide exchange factor 17. NCBI's taxonomy places the organism in Eukaryota, Metazoa, Chordata, Actinopteri, Siluriformes, Bagridae. The record is from RefSeq and is a predicted model, not a curated record. Gene Ontology annotation, molecular function: protein binding; guanyl-nucleotide exchange factor activity. Gene Ontology annotation, biological process: actin cytoskeleton organization. Bases 495 to 7631 code for a protein of 2378 amino acids. The transcript is spliced from 20 exons.
GUCCCGCCCUCCCUCACUCACUCCCACCAGCCAUUUAGGCAUGCAAAACACAAAAAACACAGCACAUAAGUCAACCUUAAUGAUGUCUGAAUCACGGUGAGCACGGCUGGUGUCGGACAGAAAGAUGCAUCCACGUACAGACGCGCUCAGACUCCGAAAUGGGAUUUAUUUUAAGGAAACUUUGUUUGGAGUUCAACAAGUCAGAAGCUUGCUGGUCAGACUUUGAGCCUCUUUUCCCACUUCAUGGAUGGAAAUUAAGCGGAAGGAAAGCAAUGCUGGUAUACUCGCGCUUGCGUCAGUUUCCAUAAGGUGUAAAGUUUUGUAAAGUUUUGAUUUGUUGUGUAAAACACAGCCAGGUCAAUGGGGACGCGGCGUUAGUUUACAGGUUGUAAAAGCAAACACACACAAAAAGGCUCUGGAUCUAUCGAUGAACUAAAAAAAAAAAAAAACGAGUGAAUUUAAACGCCAAAAAUUCGCGAAGGAAGAGAGACAGGAUGGCAGAGAAGGAGACCCAAAGUAAAGCUGCGGUUUACCGGAGUGUCUCUUUCAAAAAGCUGCACAACUGGAAGGCCAAUAAAAGGGCUUCAGGCGCCGAAGAUCAGCGCCACGGCUCGGAGGAUUUGGAGACUGGAGGAGCCCUUCCCCCUCCGGCUGCACAGCCCUUGGAUAUGCGCAGUUCUGCUGUGGCUAGAAAAGUUUCCAAAAUCUCAGCAGCCAGCCUCUCGAGGGCAGAGCUGAAGAAGGGCUCCACUCAUACCAUUUCACCCUCAAUCCGCCAGCUCUCUGAAAAGUUUGGAACCAACACAAAUUCAAGCAGUACUUCAGUCCUUCAGUCUACAGUUUCACACAGGAUUAGAUCUCCAGAUGGAUCAUCUUCCCAGGACAUUUCAGGAUGUUUCCCUGAUCAGAGCAAAAAUCUUUCUGGAACCCUGACAGACAAAGCUUCGGAUCAUAAGUGUCAAGAGUCCGUCUCUGGCUCGGAUUCGGAUAGAGGUCAUAAAAGGAAAGUUCGAAAGAUUGGAGGUGGCACAAGGGCAGGUAAGACCGAUCAUUCUGAAAUCAGUGAUGGCUCUGACAGCUUUAGUGGUAACACUAUAAAUUCAGAAGAUGAUAUUUUUGUCCUAGGAUUUUCAACAUGCAAGUCUUAUCGCCGCCAUCGCUCUUCCCAAGGUGAAACUAUUCACAUAGAUUCGAGCUGGCCGAGCGUUACAAAAAUUAGAGAGCUUUUUGGGGAUGGUCACAGAAAGAAGAACAAGUCUAUGUCAGAUGGAGAGGACUUGAAAUCUGAUGACUAUCACAUUCACCAUUCUUACAGCACAAAAGACGGCAACUCAUCUUCAGACAAGAGCGACAGGCAGUCGCCACUGCAGUCAGGAGGACACUGGCAGGACACAAACAGUUCUGAUCAUGAUGUUAACAGACACAGGGGUAUGGACUCUGGUUUUAGCACAGGAAAGCAUUCUCAUGAUGGUGAUCUUAGCUCUGUGACAAGAAAACAAUUAGCAGAAAUAAGUAGGGUCGAGACGCAGAAAAGUAGUACAAAGGGCUGGACAGACAGUGACCCCCGACCCACUCCACCCACCCCUCCACCUCGUACUAGUUCUGUUGCACUGCCUCUCAGGUCCCAUUCAUGUGCUUACACUGAGCAGGAGCAGAAACAGGGGACGAAGCAGCCGCAGCCAUCAGAUAGUUUGCAUUCUUCACAUAGUUCCUCAAAACCACAGACGGGCUCCUCCGUGGAACCGGUCAGCACUCAUGAGAGAUUGAGCUCGGGAGAAGAGGAGGACGAGUCUGAAGGGCAGAAAGAUAAAAAAACACGUUUGUUUGUGCAAAGCAGUGAAGGAACUGGAACACAUAUUUUCAGGAACAAGCAUGAGGCCUGGAUCAAACUUUCUCAUAGGUCUUCAGGUAGCGAGGAAGACAGCCCAGCAGGAUUAGCUCAUCAAGUUCGGCGUCGUUCCUUGAGAAAAAAAAAGAAAAGCAAUUGCAGUAGAGAGAAUGAGGAAUCUGAUGACAGUGACAACCAACUCAUGAUGAUGGAGCACCUGGAGCGCCACCAGCGUUUAUGUGAUUCCCAAAUGGAAGGACAUAGGCUUGACAGCCUGCGGUCUAAGGCCUGCGUUAGUGGACAAAUGUGGGAGAGAGCACGAGGGUCCUCUGUGGUUCAGGACAGUUAUAGGAAUUUGUGUAAAGCUUCUGAAGGACAAGUUGGUCCCAGUAAUGUCCCAUUUGUAUCACGCGUGUCAAAGGUAACCAUUCCCUCAUUUCUUUCCACCCCCUUGGGGUCACGCUGUAAUAGCAGAUAUUCUAGCACUGAAACUCUGAAGGCUGAAGAUCUCAUGAGUUCAACCUCCAAUAGAGCCUCAUCUUCUGUCCUAAGCAAAACAUAUCAUGGCAAUGCUACUAUGUACCGCUCACCUAGUUUUGGACAUGGAGACAAUUUUUCUCGUGCUCCUGUUCGUGUUCGUCCACGAUUGGUGCCUAGCUUGAAUCAAGGAGAAGGCACUCCUAAUGCUGUAGAAAGCAGACUUGGUCGCCGUCCUGUCAGUCAUGAAAAAGAUAAAGACAGAGUAUCAAUGUCAAAUCCUGAUAUUGCUUCAGAAACUCUGUCACUGCUGAGUUACCUGAAAACUGAUUUAUCCGAGCUAAGGAUGAAGAAGAGAGGCCAAGAUGCUGAGGAAAGUCUGAACUCAAGCAAUCUGGGUCUUCAGAGCACACCAACUAUGUACCGAAUGGGCUCAAGAACUGCAGGGUUGAACUCUAGAAGGCCCUCACUAAAGGACCUAACUGCUACUUUGAGAAGGACAAAGUCUUUCACUUACUCAGAGAAACCUGUAGGGUCAGCUUUAAGGAGUUCCUCUGAGCAAAGGCUAAACUGUGAAAGUGAUGGCGAUCGUGUAGUCAUAUCUGAUAGAGAGGUGGAGAGUGAUGAUUGCAGAGGUUAUGACUAUGAAGAGCCAAUGCCAACCCCGCUACAAGAUCACUACAUUCAGGAAGCAAGACAAGUAAUAAGAGAUAUUUGUCAAAUGAGUGCUAAUAAGGAUUAUGAUGAUAAUGAUAAUGAUGAUGACAUAGCAGGGCUUAAAAGAAAUGGGAAUUUUCACAUGGUGGGUGCUAAUAAAGAAGCUAAUAAUAUGAAGCAAGUGGAGAGGAUAGAUGGACAGAUUGUAGAGACUGUAAACAAAAAGGAAGCUGAUAGAGAAAGUGGGAAAUGCAUACCAAAAGAAAAUUCAGGGGAGAAAAUUUUUGGUGAUAAGUCAUUGGAUGAACUUUCAGGACAUGAAUCAAGUCUGACAGAUGAAGGAAUUGUCACAGAGCCAGAGGCUGGCUUAUAUGGAGGGCUAUCUUCUGGCACAGACUUACUAGGCCAGACGCUCACUGUUUGGACUCAGUCUGGACUAUAUGAGGAACAGUCACACAACAUGAUGCUGGAGAAGUCUCUAUCUACUCCUGCCUCAUCUGUGAGGACAGAAUAUGAGGCAGUAGCUAUAGGUGGAGAUGUAAGCAUCAGUAAAAAUCAGGCUUCUUUAGAGGCUCCGCCUACUCCUAGUGCUCUUCGAAGACGGAGGAAAUUCUCCUCAGCUGCCAACAAUGGCUCAGACUCCAGCAAUGGAAGUAAUGGGGAGUCAAAUGGUGAGUCUGCUUACCGUUCUCUCAGCGAUCCCAUGCCACAUCGAAGUCGCUCGGUGGCAGAGGAUGGUAGUAACAGCUUUUCUGUGGACAGCAACCUACUUGGCUCACUCUCUCUAAACUCAAAGGUUGGUGUAAGUGCAGAUUCCUCUGCAGCUGAUCUGUCGGAGUAUACCGGCAGUGCAGCUAGUGACCUGUCAGUGUAUAAUGACUCGCUGCGAGAUUACAGCACCGUGAUACAGAGCAUAGUGCAUGAACCCGGUGCAAUGGAUAAGCUCAUUGAUGAGAAGGCAAAUGGAAAAGCAGUGAAAAAGAAAAGCUUUAGUGACCCGAGCAGGCGGGGUGAACUGGCUUCUCCAGCUCUUGAAGUCCCAAAACAUUCUGACGAACCUAUUAAUGAGUUAGAGCAGCCCAUUCCUCCUUCAAGCAGUGAGCCGAUCUUGUCAGAGCAAAGAGAUGAGCUGUGGGAGCUAAACAGUGAGCAGUAUCGGCAGUAUUCGAACAGGAGUUCACAGUCCCACUCAGAGCAUGUUUUACCCUCCCAUCUUGACCGCAAUGGAGUUAAUAAAAUGUGCAAUGAGGAGCCAAAUUUGCCCUUUGACCCAAAGCUGGCUCAGGUGUUGUCUCCUUGCAUAAGUCGUCGCGGUUACAAGAAACGCACACACCGUGUCACUCAUCAACAGUCUUGCGAUGAUGGGGACCAGUUAGAGGAACAGCAGGAAGAUCGAACCUAUGAAGAUCUGGAACAUCUGGAUCCUUCCAAAUCCAUCCUGCCUCAGCUUCCUAUACCAAAAAUAAGGCCCAAACAUGUACGCCAUGCCAGUGAGCCUGCAACAUUUGUGCCCAUUUCACCAUCUAACCAGCAUCGUGGCUCUUCCAAAAGCCAUGAACCACAACAACUCUCAAGACACAGACAAGGAGAGGAUGUGACCGAAGAGUACAACCUGGACUUGAAUCCACCCGAGGGGUCCUCAGAUGCCCCUGCUGAAGGGGCUGUUGUGGAAGGUACCAGUUCUGUUCCUGAAACAGCCAGUAUUGACCCCAAACUGCAAAGAAAGUCCAGUGAUGAGCUGAUGCAGGCUCCACUUAAAACCAAACCACGAGUGGAUAUGAGAAGACAUGUCAUGAUGACUCUACUGGACACCGAACAGUCAUAUGUGGACUCUCUGAGAACGCUGAUUCAGAGCUACCUGAAGCCACUUAAGCAGUCAGAUAACCCACCACUCUGCGACCCGUCUCUAGUAGACGAGAUGUUCUACCAGAUCCCGGAAAUCCUGGAACACCAUGAGCUUUUCCUGGAGCAGGUGAUCAGCUGCGUUAACGACUGGCAUGAGCGCCAGACUAUCGGCGACCUCCUCGUUCAGUCGUUUUCCAAAGAGGUGCUGGCUAACAUUUACUCGGCAUACAUCGAUAACUUUUUGAAUGCCAAAGACGCAGUGAGGAUUGCUAAAGAAGCCAAACCUGCUUUCAUGAAGUUCUUGGAGCAAAGUAUGCGAGAGAAUAAAGAGAAACAAGCUUUGGGUGAUCUAAUGAUCAAACCUGUGCAGCGUAUCCCGCGCUAUGAACUAUUAGUCAAAGAUUUGCUGAAACACACUCCAGAAGAUCACCCAGAUCAUGCGCACCUGCUAGAUGCUCAGAAGAACAUAAAGAGAUUGGCUGAGAGGAUCAAUAAAGGACGGCGUAACGCGGAGGAGGUGGAGCGAGAGACACGGGUCAUGCAGGAGAUCGAGGCACACAUAGAGGGGGUGGAGCAUAUCCUGAAUCCCCAGAGGAAAUUCCUGCGACAGGAAAUGGUGAUGGAGGCGAAAUCAGUAGGAGGGAAGAAGGAUCGUUCUCUCUUCCUUUUCAGUGAUUUGCUGAUCUGUACGACUCUGAAGAGGAAGUCAGGCUCUUUACGCCGGAGCUCCAUGAGUCUAUAUUCAGCUGCUAGUGUCAUUGACACCUCCAGUAAAUAUAAGUUCCUGUGGAAACUUCCCUUAGAGGAUAUUGAGUUAGUGAAAGGCUCGAAUCAGGCCACCAACAGGGAUGCAAUCCAGAAGACCAUAAGCCGUCUGGACGAGGACCUCAGUACCCUCGGGCAAAUCAGCAAGCUGUCAGAAACGCUCAGUUUUCCUCACCAGAGUCUGGAUGAUGUGAUAAAGGACCUGAUGGCGUCGGUUCACAGGGAGUUAGCAGAAAAGCAGUCCCUGGCUUUCAGCAUGACCUUCUUGCCCACUAAACUGGAGCUGAGCGCAGCAUCUGUAGACAGCACGUUCAUCUUCGAGUUCAGCAGUCCAGACACACGCAGCAACUUCGAGCAGGCUUUUGAGGAAGCCAAAAAAAAGCUUGCUAUGAACAAAGACGAGUGGGACCCUGAGUUCCUGAAAGCCAUCCCCAUCAUGAAGACACGCAGCGGCAUGCAGUUCUCCUGCGCCUCACCAAGUCACAGCAGCCCGGAGAACGUAUGUGAGGUUUGGGUAUGCAAUAGUGAUGGCUAUGUAGGCCAAGUGUGUGUCCUGAGCAUCAGGGCCGAACCUACGGUGGAGGCCUGUAUCGCCGUCUGCUCUGCUCGGAUCAUCUGCAUCGCAGCCGUGCCAGGACUCAAGAGCAGGGAGCGUGUUGAAACAAGGCACUCUGCUGUUGCACCGCAGUCUGAGUCACCACUGGCUCCUUCUGUUCAACCUCAGCUCCACAUCUCCAUCUCUCGCUCAUCUCCAGAGCUCAGUGAUCCUCCUGCUCCAACAGCACCUGAGCUAGGGCCUUUUGAAAGUGAUGACUCGGAUGACGAAGACUCACCGAGCCCCUCGUCCACGCUGCAGAGUCAAGCGUCACAUUCCACCAUCUCAUCCAGCUACGGCAAUGAUGAGGGAGCAGGUUGUAAGGAUAUAGCCCCUGAGACUACGAGUUCGGAGGAGGAACAGGAGUUCUCCAGCGGGUUUGGUCCACAACGGCUGAGCGUUGAUAGCCCAAUGGAUGGGCGCGCCAUGCGCAGAUCCAGCCGAGGAUCCUUCACGCGCGCCAGCCUUGAGGACCUGCUAAGCAUCGACCCAGAGGCCCACCAGAGCUCAGUGUGGCUCGGCACCGAGGACGGCUGCAUCCAUGUUUACCAAUCAUCAGACAACAUCAGGAACAGAAAGAACAGCAUGAAGAUGCAGCACUCUGCCUCCAUCCUGUGCAUCCUGUAUCUCGACAACAAAGUCUUUGUGUCCCUUGCUAAUGGUGAAGUGAUUGUUUAUCAGAGGGAAGCAGGGAGCUUCUGGGAUCCUCAGAGUUCUCAGACUUUGUGUUUGGGUUCUCCGAGCGGUCCUGUCACUAAGAUGGUUCCAGUGGCUGGGAAGCUGUGGUGUGGCUGUCAGAACCGGAUUCUCAUCAUCAACACCAGCACUUUAACACAAGAGCACUCAUUUACGGUAGGCCAGGACAGUGGGCGGUGUGUGGCCUGCAUGGUGAGCUAUGGUCAGGGUGUGUGGGUGGCUCUGCAGGGCAGCGCUCAGGUUCGUCUCUACCACUCCACCAGCUACGAGAGCAUUGCUGAGGUGGACGUUGCACCUGCUGUUCACAAGAUGCUUGCAGGCUCGGAUGCUAUUAUUCGCCAGCACAAGGCUGCAUGUCUGAGGAUCACAGCUCUCCUGGCAUGUAGAGAUGUGCUGUGGAUUGGGACAAGUGCCGGGGUAGUGCUCACUCUGCCAGUCCCACCAGUGACCUCUAAUGUGUCCACAGGACCUUUGCGGACUCCGCUCGUACCCACCGGGUCUGCCCAUGGACACACCGGCCACGUUCGAUUCCUCACCUCUGUUGAGUUGCCUGAGGGCUUUGACGUCCACUUUCCCUCCCAGGCAGAGUCAGAGCUGAGCAGUGAAGCAGCAGUGCAGCAGCGCCGAUCCUCCACCCUCCUCACAGGUAAAUCCACUCUGCUGGUGAUCAGCGGUGGAGACGGCUACGAGGACUUCAGGCUGAACAGCAGCAGCGAGACAGUCGGACGAGAUGACAGCACCAACCACCUGCUGCUGUGGCGCGUGUGAGCAGCACUACAUAUCAGGCCCCUGUGGCAUGAAAUCAGGCUCCGCCCUCCUUUUUGGCAGCGUGCUGCUCAAGCCUCUGAACCCUGCUACCUCUCUGCAUGAGCAUGACAGAAACUGAAAGGGUCAUUUCUAACAUUUUCUAUGUUUUGUUGUGUAAUCAGUCGUCAAGUUGUACUCUGUGUCUCACACGGUGUAAGAAUCUCGCGCUGCCUGUGUUUUACGUAGUGGAAUGUAUACGUUUAGCGUGACACCAGUCUACAGAGAAGAGCUGAUAUGGAGGAUUAGUCCACGAAAAGGAAAAAGCACUGGACGGAGAAUGAAGGAGAAAAAGAGCAUGAUGUCAGAAGCAACCGCAACGUGGGAAAAAUUAUAUUCUCAUAAUUAGAGAGUAUAACUGAAGGAAGAAUAGAGCUUACGGAUCUAAAGACGGUGAGAUGAACGAAACAGACUUGAGUGUACUGGGAGGAUUGUUUGGAUUCUAAAGAUGACUGGAUAUCUCAGUGUUUCUUGUCCUGCCUCUGUUUAGAGAACGAUAGAUGAUGGAUUCGUUUACACACAGCGUGAUCAACUACUGCUCCGUCACACUGUGAUCGCGUUCGUGAACAGCAAGGUUUUGUCUCGAGCUUUACAAGCGAGGGCAAUACGAGAGUUUGUCUGUACCUAACCAAUGUGCAAUAUAAUGCUAGGGUAUCUACUUAAGACUAUAUUAUAUAUAUACACACACUCGCACAUACACAUCAACUAAAGCCACAUAUUUUUCCACCUCCGCAGUGCAGUCGGUUCAGGGAUUUUAAAAAAUGGCCUGAAUUUCCUUCAUUUAGUUUCACGAGAAAACUUCAGCAUAAGUUUAAAAAAAGACCAAAUCCUUUAGCCAGUAUAGACAGCAGUUACAUGCAAAAACGAAACAUACUGUACAUGAGUUUGAGUUGCAUAAAGAUAUUAAUAGUCUCUUAGAAAAAAGGAUUUCUUAAAGUUUCUUUACUUGGUUCUACGUUUCUAAAAGCCUUGUAAUUUGGACACUUUUCCAAAAGAAAAGUUCUGUUGUAGGAUUGUAGAACCUUCCGAAGAGAAACCAAACAGAGCAAGGUGUUUUUGGUGUUUUCAAUUGAGCAUUUAGAUUAGUUAAAUGGUUAUCUAUUUUUGCUAUUUUUAUUUUUACCAGGAAUAGUAAACUCAAAAAUGGCUGGUUUUCUGCGUAAAAUCUUAAAAGAUUUUUAAGAACCCAUCGAUAAAUAGUAGGAACCAAAAAAACCCACUUUAUCCAUACUAAGAACUCUUGAGGAACCUGCUUUUUUCCCCAGAGUGUGCACCAUCACCAUCAUCUCUGGUGAUCAUGUAAAUAGUUUGGGUAGCUCAAGUUGUUGCCAUGGUGAUAAAACAGCUUCACCCCCAGGCUCCUGCUUUUUGAAUCCAGUAUUUUUGUUUGUUUCUACCAGCUCUUUUGUCGUAGAAAUGUGCAGAACAGUUCAAGAUUGGGAUCUAGCACUGCGUUGGUGGAAACAGGCUUACCUGUAAGAGCAUUCUAAUAAUUGUUGACAUAUUGCCACAACCACAGCCCACUUCUUUACACAUUUUCACACUAUUCUUUCUGUUGUCCAGUUGUUUUUUUGUGUUUUAUUUUUUCCUCUUUUAAAUACGGAGUCCAAUAGGUCAUAUAAAGGAGCAGCAAGUAUGGCUGAUGUGGUUAAAUUUUGUACAGUAUUUAUGUUUUGUUUUUUUGUUGUUGUUGAUGUUGGUGGGGUUUUUUUGUUUUGUUUUGUUUUUUCUUUUGUUGUUGUUUUUUUUUUUACAGCACUUAAUUUAUAAAGACUUCUCUUCUGUUACCUAAAAAGGUGAUGCUGUAUGACUCAUUCAUGCUACUUUCUGCUUCUGUCUGACCCACACACACAUCAGCAACAGUAAUUAGGCUCAUCAAGCACAUUUUAUAUAAACAUUAUGUUUGAGUUGUCAAGAUGAUAGAACCGUAUUAUUGAAGAGACAGAAAAAUGAUAAUGGAAGAACUAAACACUAAAAAAUGUCCAGUGAUCUGAAGGCACCUACAUGCAAUCGAAUCACACCACUGUUUAAAAAAAAAAAAAAGAUUUUAAAAAAAAUAUGUUUUUGAGCUGAGUUUAAAAACUAUUGUUUACAUUAUACAUUAUUUAACACCAGCAAUGUCUUUGCUAGUUAAAGUGAAGAAGGAUCAAGUGUAUUUGUUUCUUUUGCGUGAUUUGCAUUUUCGGCUUAGUAAGCGUUCACACAGGGAGUCCCAGCAGGAAAUAGUGCAGUCAUGUUAUAGCAGAAAACAGUAAAAAAUAAAGGAAACAAUAACAUCAGAACAUGUGUGCAGAACAAACCUGGCUGGCAAAUUCAGUGAAAAUGUAUGCACUAUAAAUACUUCUCUGAUGCAUUAGCUGCUCUGAUAGAUGAGGAGAAGGCUGGAACUUUGCACUCUGUAGUUAGAGCAGCGGUGUCUGAUCAUGGACCGGAAAGGGCUGGAAUGGGUGCAGGGUUUUACUCCAACCAAGCAGAAGCCACACUAAAGUCUACUGAAUGCUAAGAUCAACAGGUGGAAUCAGGAAUGUGACUGCUGCUUAACUGAGAUGAAAACCUGCACCCACACUGGAGCUUUGUGGAUAAGAUCAGACACCCCUGAGCUAGAGCUUGCUCUACAGAGCAAUCAGACAACGUUCUGGUGUAAAUGAACAAAAAUUGAUGUCAAUCAUUAGACACGGUUUGAGCAUUUUGGGGGGUUUAAAGUCAGUAGGUGUUCCUGUGGUCGAGACAGCUACACAGGACAUUUGAGACCUUAUCUGUAAUAUCUAAAAACAAAACAAGGAAAUUAGAUUCAAUUCUCAUUAGAAUAGGUGGAUUUUUUUUUUUUUUUUUUUUUUUUUUUUUUUAAUUUUUGUUUGAUUGACAUCAAGAGAGAGCUGGCGAGGGAACGAUUAGUUAUAGUUGUUAAAACCUAAGUAAUAGAAUAAAAAAUAGUGAGAAAGCAUAAGGGUGUGUAAUGAUUGGCAUUUUGCUGUGGUGGAAAAGGAAGAACACACUCCAGGAUGUGUUACAAGAAAACAGUUGGUUUUGUUUCAGGCCAGGAGACAUUGUUUUGCUGUAACAGCGAACUCCACCAUGUCAUCGUGUUUUAUUUCUUAAACAUUUUAUCUGCUUUAUCUGCACAGACUUAUAAACAGUACUGAAUUAUAUUGAUUGCUGAUCUGUUUUCGAAUAUCUGCCUCUUAUUUCCGAGACACAGGGUAGUGUGUUAUAGCCUGUAAGUGUUGAACAUGUUUCAGAAAAGGUUUACAGUUAAGAUAAUAUACCAAAAGCUGAUAUUGGUAAUUAGACAUUUAGUCCAAUAUUUUGGCAGAGUAACAUGAGUGUUUAGUGCAUCCCAUGAGUCACUUUAGGAUAACGUAUAGAAAUUUCUGGAAAGUUCUUGAAUUUGUCAGGCUGCCUUUAAAGUAAAGAAAGAGAUUAGAACCAAAUGAAGAGAUGAUUAGACAUAUACUGUCAAAAACACAUUUUCAUUCUUGUUUGUUUAGUUUUUUUACCACUUUAACAGAAGCACACAAUAUGAUAUUUUCUAAGACCACAAACACACACACACAAUCUUUGAUUUAGAGUAGAGCUGUCAAACUUUGAUUUUUAUUUUUUGUUGUUAUGUAGUUAGUUUUUCAGAAUUCAGGCACAGCAAUAUAAGUUUUCCCAGACCGACACACACACUUUUUCUUUGUAAAUCAUAUUUUUCCCCAGAAAUCAACAUCUGUUUGUGUCAAUCAAUAUAACGUGUGUAAACGUUGAUCUGAAGCAUUAAACAUCACUUCUUUUUUAAAAGGAUGUGAUAUAAACAUAAUAUAAAAUGUAUAAUACAAAACACAUCCUUUUAAGCAUCAUCUGUAUUUUAUUGUUCUGCAUUUUAAUCUCACAGUUUUGGUUUCCAUUUGCUUUCAUCAGUAGAUGAUGGGAAAGAGUGAACAAACUCUUCCAUCUACUCCCUCUUUUCCCACGGGAUAUAACAGAAGCAGCAUAAACGUGAUAGUAAUAUAUUUCUGCAGCUGUAUGUGACAAAAGGGUUUGACUCAAAGUGAUGAUCUGUGUAUAUGGCUGUGUAUGUACACAUUUAUGUAAUUUAGCUUGAUUCAGUGGUCAAGUGUGGGGAAAAAUCUACUUUACUUACUGAUGUUACUGCAAGCAACAGAAUUGAGAGCAUGUACUGUAUCACACAGACAUAGGUCACUCAUUGUCUCGGCUUGAACAGAGUGCCAGUUGGCUGUUUAUUUAGCAAACACUAGCUCUGUGAGAAUGUGUGUGUGUGUUUCAGUCAUGCGGGCUUGCGCACAUUAUCCAUGCUUGGGGUGUGUGUGUGUGUGUGUGUGUGUGUGUGUGUGUGUGUGUGUGUGUGUGUGUGUGUGUGUGUGUGUGUGUGUGUGUGUGUGUGUGUGUGUGUGUGUGUGUGUGUGUGUGUGUGUGUGUGUGUGUGUGUGUGUGUGUGUUGAGGUUUUCAUUCAUAGUAGAACCCUUGUGAUCUGUUGUGAAAGUUUUCAUCCGGUUGGUGCUUUUGCAUGUCCUGAUUUUGCAAAUUUGAUCCUCCAAUCAGAAACACAAUAACAUAACAUCACUGCUAGUCUUUCUUUUCUUGAUAUCUUGAUUUAUCUCAUAGAAUGUACAUAAUGAUAAUUACUUACAACUGCUUUAACCAACAAAGGUAUUAGCUGCUGGAACCUGAGCAUUUUUUAACGAUACAAAUAAAAGACCAUGGUGUUGGAUUUGAUCCAUCACUGCCUAGCUUAGCUAGCCUUAAUGUGACCUCUAAAGCUAUCUGAAAACCUAGCCAAUGUUGUGUCAGCAGUAGCCGGUAGCUAGCCAGCCAGCUAGCAUCAGGUAAGCUACCAUAUUUUGUAAGGAGGUAUGGUGUGCAGUGGGCCAGAGCAUCAGACUCCUCAGUUCUUCAGCUCUGCUUACUCUCUUUAUGGAGUUUUGCACAUUUGCCAAAUGUCGUUCUACUUCUACAGAUUUCUCCCAGUUCAUAGAAACAAGCCAGUAUGCCAGCAGAAAGUUUCCAGGGUAUGUUCACAUCUCAUGGCCAAUGAAAGUUACCCUGACCCUUACCAGGAUAAAGUGCUUAAUUAGGAUGAACGAAUAAAUUGUAUUGUAUAAUUAACUCUGACCAAGUUACCUAGCUAACUUUAAGCAAUCUGUUAUCAGUGAUUGUCUGAGCCAUUUACACUUACACUAUAAAUUCCCCAGUUCCAUCUCACCUGCAGCUACACUCAUUUUUAGAUUUACUGCAGUUAUUGAAGAACUGAAUAAUAUGCUGAGGGUGUGUGUGUGUGUGUGUGUGUGUGUGUGUGUGUGUGUGUGUGUGUGUGUGUGUGUGUGUGUGUGUGUGUGUGUGUGUGUGUGUGUGUGUGUGUGUGUGUGUGUGUGUGUGUGUGUGUGUGUGUGUGUGAGAGAGAGAGAGAGAGAGCUCUUUCUAGAUGUUAAUGUUAAAAAUGUGUGUUUUGGUGUGCUGUAUCUCCACAUCUAGAAAAUCAGACACUGAGGGCUGAUGAUUUUGUGGCAUUUCGAAGAAUCGUGCUUUAUUUCACACAGUGAACAUGUCUAGAGAAGCAUAUUUUCAUACGAUAGCACAUAUACGUACGAGCAAAACAACUAUCAAAUCUGUAACUCCAGUGUGUUUGUAAGUAGCCUUCCAGCCAUAUUUUUGUGUGAAGGAAGUCAUUGUGUUCAUUGUAAAUUUGGAUAUAUAUUACCAUUUUUCUGUACAUAGUGCUCUCUCUGUCUAUACUGUUGAUAUAAAUCUGAUGGCAUAUUUUUAUAUACUUGUUUAAGUUUUCUUGGUUUGGUUUUGUUUUGUUUUUUCCUUCAGCAUGUCCUCUGUACUGCCAUAUUUAAAUAACUGUGUUGUCAUUUAGAAGAAGAGCCUCAUUUCUCUGUCCCAUUCCUCUUUAUGCUUCUUGUGGGUUUCUAUGAAAUUAAAAACGAUCACUGGUUCCCAGAUCA